AAAUAACUAAAUUAUAAAGCACAAGGCAAACUUUAAUUUUAUUAUACUAGCAAGCAAAGAAAGAAAGGAUAGAUAAAAAAUAAUACAAUAGUUUAUUACAUGGAUAGCAUAUAUUCAGAUGAUGACUCUCUUCCUACAUUCUAGGAAGCUGAUAUUUUGGCUUGUUUUUAAGAUAAAUCUCAAAUUAUAGAUAACUCAGACAAAAAACUUGAUGUCAGCUAUAGUAACAGGUUGCUUAAUUUCUUAAAGUAUGAUUAAAAUAAAGCAAGUACAAAAAAUUCCUUUUUAGAAUUAGAAAAUUAAUCAAAUGCAAAUGCUCUUUAGUAAGGAUAAAGCGAGUCAAAAGAAGUCUUUAAUCAAUCAUUUAUACCUCCUGAUGAAGAAGGAUAGUAAUUGAAAAUAUAGUAACAGAUUUAAUAAAAAGGAUUGCUUAAAAGACAAGAUGAAAAGAAGUCAUUUGCUAUACCUUUUAGCUCAUAAUAGUAAAUACAAAUUUAAAAUUAACAAAGAAUAAUGGAUAAGUUUGAUAGACCUCCACUCUCUUAAAGGCUAGACACUAGAUCAAAUCUUAUGAAUUCAACAACUUAAUAAAAUUUUAAAAAAGCAAACAAUAUUUCAUCAUAGUAGAGCUUAACUGAUCGAAAUCAUACUGAUGGCUUUAAUCCUUUUUAAGAUAUUGCACAACCCAUUAAAAGAGAAGUAUCUUCUGUAAGUUUAAGAAGCUCGAGGGAAGGAAAACUCUAAGCAGAAAAUAUAAAAAAUUUUUAUUUGGAUCUUUAAAAAUAAAUGGAAAAACCAAAAAUAAAUGAUGAAAACUACUCUGAAAAGGAAAAUUUAAAUCCAAAUAUUCAGUAAUAAAAUUCAAUUAAAUCAAUACAAGUAGAAGACAUUCAGCUCCAAAAAAAUAUAUUUUAAAAAAAAAAUAGCAAUAAAUAGUUUCAAAAUAUUGCUACUAUAGAUGAUAAAGUUAAAGGGAAAUAAAAUUAAUAGGCUAAGUAAACUUAGUAAGAUUUAUCAAAUAAUAAAGAAGAGGCUUAAUAAGUCAAGGUUCAUAAAUAAAGUGGGUAUCUUUUUAUUGAUGACGAGUAAAAUAGCAUCUCUGAGUCUAAAAACUCAAAUGAUACAGCAAAGCAAAUUGAUAACUAUCAAAGUCAAAAAGCUCUUUAAGAAUAAAAAUAAUAUUACCUUCAUGAAUAAAAAAAUAGCUUGGAGUAAAAUGAUAUUCUCUAAAUUGUUACUAAAAUAAGAGGAAUUAAGUAAUAAAUAGAUGAUGUAAAUAAAAUUAUAAAUUUGAAAAAGAAAGAGAUUGAUAAUUUUAUGAAAAGUUCUACUUUUUAAAAUUCUUCAAUUGCCCUUUAGAAGAGUAAGGAAGAAGAUCAAAAUACACUCAAAAAACUAACUGCUUCAACUGCUUUUCUCAACAUCAAAUAUUAAGAAAUGACUUAAAAUUGCAAUGAUUAUAUGCAAAAGAGAGACAAGCUUAAUUAUAUUUCAAAUUAAUGUGAAAGCACUCAAGAUUAGCUUAAUUAAGAAAAUACUAGCAGCUUUGUUAGUAAAUACAACAAUAAUCAUCUCUAAAAUUAUCUGUCAUAAAAUACUACAUAAAUAAAUAACUCUUCAAUAAUUUAAAUUUAAUCAAAUAGCAAAUAAAAUUGUCAUUAAAAUGGUUUUUAUUCUGCUAAUUAUGUUUAAAUCAGCAGCUCUAAUAAAUAAAACGCUGUAGUUUAAUAAAUGUAAGCUAGUAAAUCAAAUUCUAUUGAAAAAAGAGAAAAGGAAAGUAAUUCUAAAUCUUACGCUUCAUCUUCCAACAUAAAUACUCUUUGUACUUCUAGAAGUAACUAAAAAUCUUAAUAAAAUGGUUACUCAUAAGAUAAAAUUCAAGGCGAAGGAUUCUCAACUUAUAGGGAAUAUUCUUCUAAUAAAAAUCAAAGUUUUUGCAGCAACAAUUCGUUUUCAUAAAAUGAAUAACAAUUUUUAAAUUAAAACAAAUAAAACAUUUAUAAAAACUAAAAACCUCAAUCUUAUCAUCAAAAAUAAUCUGAUAGCUUAGCAAUUACUUCUUCUUAAUCUAAUUUUUAGACUUAAAGUUAAUGCCUUAGAACUAAAAGCUAAGAAAGUAAAAAUCAAAUUAGUAAGGAAAAUUCAGUUGUUUAUGAUCAAAACAAUUAGGUUUCUUCUCAAGAAAUGAUCUAAAACUUAAUUUCUAAGCUAAGCUUGAAUAAAUACACAAAUAAAUUAAAUAAAUUACUCCAAAAUCACCCUUAAAAUAUUCAAAGUAAUACAAAAGACCCAAAAAAUAUUUAUAAGUAAAGUGUAGAUUAGUAAAAAGCAUCUUAAAUAAUUCCAUAAAAGAUAAAUCCUUAGCUAGCAAAAGCUCCUUCGUAAUAAAAUUUAAUAACACAGAAUAGUAGUUAAUUUUAGCAAUAAAUUACAUAAUAACCAGUUAAAUAAGCAAGAUCUUAUUCUUAUUAAGAGAAAUUUUCUUUGCAAAAAUAGCAAUAACAAGCUAAAUAAAUUUGA
This is a messenger RNA of Tetrahymena thermophila SB210, 2520 nucleotides long. RefSeq lists its product as hypothetical. NCBI's taxonomy places the organism in Eukaryota, Ciliophora, Oligohymenophorea, Hymenostomatida, Tetrahymenidae. The transcript has 2 exons. The record is from RefSeq and is a predicted model, not a curated record.